GCGCGUCCGGUCGGCAUGUCGCUGGGGCCGCGCCUGGCCCGGCUGGCCGGCUGGCUGCAGGAGCCGCAGAAGGUGGCCCGCUUUCAGCGGCUGUGCGGCGUGCAGGCGCCGCCGCCCCGCGAAGCUGAGGCGGCCGAGGCGCCCUCGGCCAGAGCCCCCCGGCGCCGAGACGCGAGGUCGCGGCCCGCCAAACCCGGGGACGGCAGCGGCGGCGCCCCCAACGGCGUGCGCAACGGGCUGGCGGCCGAGCGGGGCCCGGGCGCGGCGCGGAUGACGGGCGCCCAGCGCCGCAACUCGCUGACUGGCGAGGAGGGCGAGCCGGCGCGCGUGAGCAACUGGCCGCUUUACUACCUGUUCUGCCUGGGCACCGAGCUGGGUAACGAGCUCUUCUACAUCCUCUUCUUCCCCUUCUGGAUCUGGAACCUGGACCCCCUGGUGGGCCGCAGGCUGGUGAUCGUCUGGGUGAUGGUCAUGUACCUGGGCCAGUGCACCAAGGACGUGAUCCGCUGGCCGCGGCCCGCCUCGCCGCCCGUGGUCAAGCUGGAGGUGCUGUACAACUCCGAGUACGGCCUGCCCUCUACUCACGCCAUGUCCGGCACCGCCAUCCCCAUCGCCCUGGUCCUGCUCACCUACGGCCGCUGGCAGUACCCUCUGCUGUACGGCCUGGUGCUCAUUCCCUGCUGGAGCUCUCUGGUGUGCCUGAGCAGGAUAUAUAUGGGCAUGCACUCCCUGCUGGACAUUAUUGCUGGCUUCCUAUACACCAUUUUAAUCUUGGCUGUCUUCUAUCCGUUUGUGGACCUGAUUGACAACUUCAACCAAACUCACAAAUAUGCUCCAUUGAUCAUCAUUGGGCUCCAUUUAGCUUUGGGGAUCUUUUCUUUCACUCUGGACACCUGGAGCACAUCCCGAGGAGACACAGCUCAGAUUCUAGGAAGUGGUGCUGGAAUUGCAUGUGGAUCUCAUGUUACUCACAGCAUGGCUCUAAUAUUAGAUCCUUCUCCAGACAUUUUACCUCUGCGUACCCCUCCCAUUACUCUGACUGUCUUUGCAAAAGCCAUAUUGCGGGUCCUCAUAGGAAUGGGAGUUGUACUCAUAGUUAGAAAUAUAAUGAAAAAGAUCACCAUUCCUUUGGCCUGUAAAAUCUUUAAAAUACCUUGUGAUGAUAUUCGAAAAGCAAGACAGCACAUGGAAGUUGAACUUCCUUAUCGAUAUAUUACCUAUGGAAUGGUUGGUUUCUCUACCACAUUUUUAGUUCCCUACAUAUUUUUGUUUAUUGGUAUCUCUUGAUGGGGAAAUACUAUUUAUAAUAAGAAAGGAGACUAUCAGUUACUGACACCUAAAAAUACACUAAAAAUAAAAGGUCAGAGUUAGGCUUUGGCAAGUAAAUUCUUAAGAGUCAGUACAUUUUAUCAUUGCACAUCCAGGCAUUGUUUUAGGUGGGCUGAUCUAUUUAACACUGAGAAAAUGCUAAGUUUCCAUUUAGAAUGUUCAUAUGUUUGGAGAGUUUUGUGCUUUCAUGGAUUCAAGUUAUAUAUAUAAUAUAUAUUAAGGUACAUAAUAUGCAAUCAUAUAUCUAAUAUAUGUUAUAUAUAAAAUAAUAUACCUAAGUUUUUUUAGACAGUAGGGUGUGUAUUAUAAAAUCAAGAAUAAUAUGCAAACAAUUGUGCCUGUGUAUUUGGAAGUAAUACAGGUAUGUUGUUCCUAACAAAUAAUGUUUAGGGCCGGGGAUUUAGCUCAGUGGUUCUGCUGCCUCCCUCGCAAGCGCAAGGACCUGAGUUUGAUCCCCAGUACCAAAAAGAAAAAGAAACAAACCCUGACCCUAGCACCAGCUGUGUGACGUGGGGUGGUCACUUCUUAACUUCUUGGGCUGAGGACUUAGCUCAGUGGUUCUGCCACCUGCCUUGCAAGUGCAAGGUCCCGAGUUUGAUCCUCGGUACCAAAAACACAACAAAUAAUGUUUAGCAUUUAUUUGCUAUGGGAGUCAUGACCUAACUGAACUGCAUAAUUGCUACACCAGAACUCUUAGGCUACCACAUACUGAUUUACUGCCUCUUUUUACACUGCCACCACCUUUCACGUUACCCAUGAGGCUGAACAUGGGGAGCAGUUUCACUGGACCAAACUGGGAUUUGUUUUUGGAGUCCUUGUUUUUUUAAGUUCUGUACACUGUAUUGAAUGUACUUCUUUUGCAACUGUUUUGGGCAUAAGUUUAAUAAAUCAGGUACUGAAUUUUAUUGCUUGCUAAUUGUGCCUUUCUGUUGCUGACUUAAACACCAUGUAUACUGUGAUGUAAAAGUAAGACUCUAAGUUGCAUAUACCUAGGCAAAUAUUUUUAAAAUAUAUGUCAAACUAACAGGGAUCGAAGUAAACCACCAGUAUGUAACUCUUUAGUCUUUCUUUAGAAAGAAAUUGAACUGGGCUAAAAUUUCUCACUAAUUUAUUGGAAAGCUAAAUAGAUAAAUACUUCCAUUUUUGUAGGUAUUUUUCUGUGUACUGUUAAGUUAUAGGAACAAGAUGUAUUUUUGUACAUUGUCUUGAUUGUUUAUACUACAAGUAGAUGUUUCCAGUGCAUGGGAAAGGGUGUUGGAGUUUAUAGAUGGAACAGUGCACAUGGUUCCUUAUGUAAACAAACUGUUUCUCUACAUUACUUGGAAAGGAUUGGAUUUCCCACAAUUAACUUUUAAUACCUACUUACCAGCUGUAAAAGAUGAUAAAUUGUAAAAAAAAAAAUCUAAAAGUAGCAUUAGUAGUUUAGAUCCUUUUUUUUUCCAACUUUUUAUUUUCACAGUGGAAAAUUUGAGUAUAGUGUGUAUAGUAUUGAACUAUUCUUUUUUCUUUGUGUGCCUUUAUAUUUUGAAGUGUGAUUGUAAUUAGUUUAACGUUAAGUUUAUUUGUAGUAAACUUGUCAUAAAGAAGAAAAUUGCCAGGUGUGGUGGUGCAUGCCUGUAAUCCCAGCAUUCAGGAGGCUGAGACUGGAAGGUGGCGGUGAGUUUGAGGCCAGCCUCAUCUGCAUAGUGAGUUCAAGGUCAGCCUGGAUUACUGAAUUAAAUAGUGAGACUUUGUCUCAAGAAAAGAAAAGAAAAUUAACUUUCCAUAUAAAUGAAUAUCAAGUAUGAGAUUACUGACUUUAGUGCAAUAUCUAUAUGGUUAUCCAAAGUAGCAAUUAAGAUGUUUCUAUUUUGGACAACAAUUAUUUGAGCUCAUAUUUUUAUAAUCCUGAUUGAAAAUUUAAGGGCAUGGUAAUUUUUACCAAAACUGAAUCUGAUAAUUUUAAGUAAAGCAACUGAGUUUGGGCUGUUUACUUAUUAGUUGAAAAGAAACCAGGGCACCUAGAAACUUGUCUCGGUACAUUGGAAAAUGUGACAACUUUUUGUUCAAAAUGUGUAGUUAAUGAAUUGAAUUUUAAGAAUUGUUUCCCGAAAUCUGGGUCUGUGCUAGCCUAUUGAUUUUUGUCUAGCUUAAAAAGUACUUGAAAAUACUAUUUCUUGGUGUUUUGUUACUUCCUGUCCUAUGACAGUUCUAUGCUAAAUGUAUUUUAAAAUAAAAGUCAGAUUCAAGAUUGAA
This is a messenger RNA of Heterocephalus glaber (naked mole-rat), 3564 nucleotides long. It is a transcript of the gene Sgpp1, whose product is annotated as sphingosine-1-phosphate phosphatase 1. Gene Ontology annotation, molecular function: sphingosine-1-phosphate phosphatase activity. Gene Ontology annotation, biological process: sphingosine metabolic process. NCBI's taxonomy places the organism in Eukaryota, Metazoa, Chordata, Mammalia, Rodentia, Bathyergidae. The record is from RefSeq and is a predicted model, not a curated record. Gene Ontology annotation, cellular component: endoplasmic reticulum membrane.